Messenger RNA from Mauremys reevesii (Reeves's turtle), 921 nucleotides. RefSeq names its product peptidyl-tRNA hydrolase 2 (gene PTRH2). Gene Ontology annotation, molecular function: peptidyl-tRNA hydrolase activity. Gene Ontology annotation, cellular component: mitochondrion; cytosol. Gene Ontology annotation, biological process: negative regulation of anoikis; positive regulation of anoikis. Bases 166 to 780 code for a protein of 204 amino acids. The transcript is spliced from 3 exons. The record is from RefSeq and is a predicted model, not a curated record. Lineage: Eukaryota; Metazoa; Chordata; Testudines; Geoemydidae.
GUGGGUAGGUAGCAGCGGGCUCGUUGGUGCGAACGGGAGGCGGGUCUCAGGUGAGGUGACCCAGCUUCCUGUUCCCGCGCCCCGGGGGCGCUGGGCCUGGCCUGGACGGGGCGUGGAGCAGAGCGGCCUCGUCUCCAUAGCCAGUGCUUGGGAUGGGAGCAGCACAUGGACUCCCAUGGCCCCCCACCUAGGAGCCGGACCUGCUGGCUGCUUCUGGGGCACAGAGUGGUGCCCCAGGUCAGUCAAUCUCCCACUGCUACUAUGGAUUCUCUCUUUAAACCGGGUGUCCUCAGCGUAAUUGCAGGAGUCGCAUGUGGAGUAUGCCUGGGCUGGGGCAUUCGUGGGCGAUUCUUUAGACCAUCCAGAGCCAAAAUGCCUGUGUUUGCAAAUGAGCUGGGGAAUGAAGCCAGUAUCAUGGGAGAAUCUGGAGAAUACAAGAUGGUGCUGAUAGUCCGUAAUGACUUAAAGAUGGGAAAGGGUAAAGUAGCAGCACAGUGUUCUCAUGCUGCAGUUUCUGCCUACAAGCAAGUUCAACGAAGAAAUCCUGAGCUCCUUAAACAGUGGGAGUAUUGUGGACAGCCAAAAGUGGUUCUCAAAGCCCCUAAUGAAGAGGCACUAGUUCAACUCCUUGUUGAUGCUAAACAGCUGGGACUGACUGUGAGUAUAAUCCAAGAUGCAGGUCGUACUCAGAUAGCACCAGGCUCCCGGACUGUACUAGGGAUUGGACCAGGACCAGCUGAUGUAGUGGAUAAAGUUUCUGGCCAUCUCAAACUCUUCUAAGAUGGAGAACAAGCCUGAGUUUUAUUGGAGCAAUUUUAUCCUUCAGCACCAAAGUAGUAAUGGGGAUAAAAUCCAAGCUGUUUUCAUUUCUAUGGUUCUGCUUUAGUAAAAAUAAAAAGCAUGUCUAUCUUUAGACCUUUU